This is a messenger RNA of Chenopodium quinoa (quinoa), 982 nucleotides long. RefSeq lists its product as uncharacterized. Gene Ontology annotation, molecular function: ubiquitin protein ligase activity; zinc ion binding. The coding region runs from base 145 to 900 and encodes 251 amino acids. The transcript has a single exon. NCBI's taxonomy places the organism in Eukaryota, Viridiplantae, Streptophyta, Magnoliopsida, Caryophyllales, Amaranthaceae. The record is from RefSeq and is a predicted model, not a curated record.
AUUACUAUUGACAACUCAUUACUUUUCUGUAAUGACCUGUUCUUUUUCCCUAAUUAACUUAUAAAUUGGGAUGAAUUUUCUUACCUCUUCUUUUUUUCCCCAACACACAUUAAUGUCCCUUACCUAUUCAUGUACCCUUAAUUGAUGUCAUUCUUUAAAAUGGAGACAAAAACGCCGCCUAAAGACUUCUCUCCAUCUAACCAACAACACCAACACCAUGAUCGGCACCCUUGCAAAUGCACCCCGCCUAAGCCCACCUUACAAGCCUUUACGGAACGUGUAACGAACGCGUUACUCCACCAUAUCUUCCUCCUAUAUAGGUCAGACCCAGAGUUUUACGUCCUAGGAGCAACAGGUAACGUGUACAUUGUUAACAUAUCAAUAACACCCUCAUGCACGUGCCCUGAUCGUACCACCCCAUGCAAGCACAUCCUCUUUGUGCUCAUCAAGGUCCUAGGGUUCCCCCUCGACGAUCCAGGCUUAAGGAGGCAAACUAUAAGUCCUUGCCACCUCGAGAAGCUUCAAGCCACCCCGAGCUCCCCAGUAUCCCUAGCAAGCCAUACACUACGCCAGAGGUUCCACCAAGUUUUUUUCUUAAAGAAAGAGUUAGGCUUACGCAAUGCAAACCUAAAGCCGUGUAUGAAAGCUGAGGUUGGGGGUACAUGUCCGAUAUGCCUAGAGAUGGGGAGGUCCGGGGAUCGGAUGGUGGCUUGCGAAACAUGUAGGAUUCCAAUCCAUGAGGAAUGCUUGAUGACUUGGAAGAGGACUCAAAGGAAAGAAUUGACAAAAUGUUUAACUUGUAGGUCACAAUGGAAACAGAAAGGUGAUCAACAAAGGUAUUUGAAUCUAUCUGAUUAUGUUAGUGAGGAUGAAACAAGUCCCAAAACCGAAAGAUCGUAAAGGGUUAAUGCAUGCUGUGAAUCCAUGAAGAACAUACAUAUAUUUAUUUAGUUGAUCAAGUAGAAGCAGAAGAUCUUUUGUU